Rhododendron vialii is the source of this 1881-nucleotide messenger RNA. RefSeq names its product putative Peroxidase 48. The record is from RefSeq and is a predicted model, not a curated record. Gene Ontology annotation, biological process: response to oxidative stress; hydrogen peroxide catabolic process. Gene Ontology annotation, molecular function: heme binding; peroxidase activity. The transcript has 4 exons. Lineage: Eukaryota; Viridiplantae; Streptophyta; Magnoliopsida; Ericales; Ericaceae. Bases 109 to 1338 code for a protein of 409 amino acids. Gene Ontology annotation, cellular component: plant-type cell wall; plasmodesma.
UCCCUCUCUCCUCUUCAGUCCCACUCCCCUGCAACGAACUUCUCAUUUCUUGAGAGAGAGAGAUAGAGAGAGAGAGAGAUUUGAUUUUAUUCUCCAACUGCUUGAGAGAUGGAUUUCAUGAGAAAACUGAGCUUUCUGGUGUUCCUAAUGUGCGUAUUGAUCUCUCUGAAGAAAGAAAACGCGGAGACGAAGAAAAGUUUCCCCCCAAUCACUCUGUCUCCGUCGAAUUCGGCUUCAUCCAUGUCUCGCCCCAUGUUUUUGUCCAACAAGUUCAAGAAACAACAAGAGGCCAGCGAUUCUUCUUCCUCUGGGUACGAUUUCUAUGGUGAUUCUUCGGGCUCGCUCGAGUACGAUUUCUACCGUGAGUCUUGUCCCGAAGCCGAGAAAAUCAUCCGAUCAAGGGUCCAAGAUCUCUACUAUCGGCACCCUGAUGUUGCUCCGUCUCUGUUGCGCUUAGUUUUUCAUGAUUGCUUCAUUGAGGGUUGCGAUGCAUCUGUUUUACUUGAUGCCGUUGAUGGAGUUGACGGUGAGAAAGAGUCUCCUCCAAAUGAAACUUUGAAGGGAUUUGACGUAAUCGACAUCAUCAAAUCGGAGCUCGAAGAAGCUUGCCCCGGAAUAGUUUCUUGUGCUGAUAUUCUUGUUUUUGCUGCCAGAGAGAGUGUUGCUCUGGCCGGUGGCCCAUUCUACCCUCUGGAAACUGGUAGGAGAGACAGCACUAUGUCUUUCUCAGAAGUUGCGACUUACGAUCUUCCUACUCCAUAUGACAUUCUCCCAAAAACAGUGGCAUCAUUUGCAUUGAGGGGGUUCAAUGAAAGAGAGACAGUCAGUCUCUUAGGUGCUCACAGCAUUGGAACAGUCCACUGCAGAUUCUUCCUCAGUCGGCUUUACAACUUUGACAGGACUGAUGAACCCGACCCAACCCUGGAUAUAGAAUUCCUUAACCUACUGAGAUCAAGAUGCAACAAUAACCACACAUCAUCAUCACCAUCACUGUCACCGUCACCGUCAUCAUCAUGCCCAUCAUUGUCACCAUCUUGUGUUGGGGACCCAGUUUCACCUCCCUCGCCACAGGUGCCAGGAGUGGAGAUGGACUAUGAAGGGAAGGGAUCGGGUUUUGGCACGUUAUACUACCGUAGCCUACUUCAGGGUAGAGGAAUCCUCUAUGUCGAUCAGCAGUUGACAGUUGGGGAAGAAACUGAGGCUUGGGUUAGAGCAUAUGCCUUGGAUGCUUCCUUGUUCAGACGGGACUUUGCUAAAGCAAUGAUGAAGCUUUCCAAUCUUGGAGUGCUGAUUGCUCCAGCGGGCCAGGUUCGGAUCAGUUGUUCAAAGACCGUGUGAGAAAGGUAGCGUUUUUCCAAAAGGGGUUUUGUUGAGACUUGAAGUUUGUAGUUUCAGCUUCCAGUUUAUACACAAUGAAUCGUAUGCUAGUAUUUGUUCAUUAAAGGCAAAAAAGGUAAAAAAAUUUCCAUAGCUAUUGAGCUAGUUUCCCACUGUAUAUGCUACUAGUUCGACCUGCUUUUUCACAGUCCAUAUCCUCUCACAUCAAGUGUUUCUGUCAUUGAAGUAGUCUGGGAGUGUUUAGGAAACUCAGAAAAGGAUUUGUUCUAGUUUUUUAGUUUCGGCUAUCAGUUCAUAUACAAUGAAUCAUAGUAUCUCUCAUGGUUGUCUGUCACAUGUGGAGAAUGGUAGAAAUUUGUUCAUAGCUACAUUACAUGUUCUUCCUCUUGUAGUGUUUCUGUCAUUCAAGUAAACUCUGAAGAGAAUUUAGUGCAAUUUUUUAUUUUUUAUUUUGUAGUUUUAGGCACAAGUUUAUGUAAAUGUCGUGUAUUUGUUCAGAAAAUGGGCAGAAAUGAUAGAGAUUUACAAUGUGCUUGGAUGUGG